AUGGCAGCUCAAAAAGACGAAGAAAAACGGAGCGUUGAAGGCCAAGAACAAAAACUUCACGAUGACAACGACGACGACCAUCAUUAUCACAAGCUGCUGUCCUCGUACCUCGGCAUCAGCUUCGCAUUCUUCCUCGGGUCCCUCCCCAGAAGCUCAAUCGCACUAAUCUCGAACCUCCAGGCCAAGAACAAAGCCCUGGCCUCGAAGCUCAUGCGGGCGGAGGAGCAGCUGGGCGAGCUGCUCUCGAGGCGGAAGGAGGACUCGAAGGCCAACGCUAGGGUUGUCGAGAUCUUCGCGAGCCACCGGCACUCGUGGCAGCAGGAGGAGAAGCGGCUGCUGCUCCAGAUCGACGAGUGCGGCGAGGAGAUUGCGUAUCUGAAAGGGAAAAUCGAGGAAUUCGAGGGCUUGGAGGCCGAUUUGAAGGCGAGGGUAGAGGAUUUGAGGAGGGAGGUCGGCGAGAGGGAUGAGAUGUUAAAUUUCAUGAGCAGAGAAACUCACCCAUCAAAACUUAAACUUCCCUCACUUAAGAUCACAAAUGUCAAACCCAUGAUCACAACAAACAACUACUCCUCCUUAAUAACCACCACUUUUGAUCCCAUCAAGAAACUCCUCACAAUCAACCCUCAAACCAUUGACCACACACAACACAUCACCAAGAAGACGAAGGCCGACGAAAACCGACCGUCCCUCGCGAACCGCAUCCUCAACGCGCUCGACGACUUCGUAAACUCCAACAUCGACAUACCUUUCCACCCUUCGAUCGACCCGAAAACCGUCCUCUCGGACAAUUUCGCCCCCGUGGACGAGCUCCCCCCCACGGCAUGCACGGUUGUUGAGGGCUCACUCCCUCGUUGCCUCGAUGGUGUUGGAUAA
Molecule: messenger RNA, 873 nt
Organism: Striga hermonthica
Lineage: Eukaryota; Viridiplantae; Streptophyta; Magnoliopsida; Lamiales; Orobanchaceae
Source: the annotation of a GenBank genome assembly